AUGGAUAAUGAAGAAAUCAUUCAAGUCGAAGAUGUUCCUAUUAUUACUGAGGGAAUUUCUGAUAUAGAGGAAAUAGUUGGGGAUCAAACUUUGAAUGAGAGUAAUGAAACAGAAGAACAAGAAUUAUUAACUUAUUCAGAACAACAACGUCUUAUGCUUGACAUUGAGAUAAAGAUCCUUCAAGAAAAACUUGAUAAUUCCAACAAUGAACUUAUUAAAGUCAAAGCAGAUCAUGAUAAUAAUAAUAUUGAAUAUAAUCAAAAGAAGGAAGAAUUUACUGUUUCGUUAAAUCAAAAAAACGAAGAAAUAAUAUCUUAUAAGAAGGAAAGAGAGGAGUUGACUGCUAAACAAAAUGAAUUACAAAAUUUAAUUACAAAUCAAGAAAUUGAGGUGCGGCGGAACAAACACAAAAAUAAAGAGAUUGAAAAUCUUAAGAAAGAAAAAGAUAAAUAUUAUAAUGAUUUUAAAGGUGUUGAAGCCAAAAUGAUAAAUUAUUCUUCCCAAGCCCAAAAGCAAAUUCAUAAACUUAAUGAAGAGAAAAAAGCAAUCACAAAUAAUGCUAAUACAGAAAAAAUCACAAUCAGAAACAAGUUUGAGGAAUUGAAAAAACAACUAUUAGAGUGUAAAAGGAAUGAAAUUUCAAACUUCCAGAAGCAAUCUAAUGAAUUAGAACAAAAAUGCCUUCAAUAUGAAAAAGAUAUAGAAACACUUACCAACACAAACAAAGAUUUACAACAAAAAUAUGAUAGUUUACUUGGAGAAAUGAAUAAUAGAAUUACAACCGGCCUUAUAAAUAAUUCGAUAUUAAAUACUCCUAAUCAACCUAGAACACUUGUGAGACACAUGAAUUAUCAAUCGGUCACCCCUGUUGGAUCGUUGACACCUGCACAAGGUCUCAAUUCUCCAAUUGCUAAUACACCUAGGAAUUUUGAUAUUACACUUGGACAUUCACCCAAUAUUCCAAAUCUUCUCAUUAAAGAUUUAACGUCUACUUCUAUCACUAAUGAGUCAGCAAGCAUUGAAAGUAUGAAACAGUCAUUAGAACGUCAAAAUAGAAAUACUAAUGCAAGGUUAGAACUAUUCAAUCAAUAUUCUAAAGAAAAAAACAAAAACAAGAAAUUAUCCGAGACAUUGGCCGAUCUCAACAAAAAACUCAAAGAAUACGUUCCCAAAGCUCAGGAAAGAAAAAAAGAGAUUACAAAAAUAGCUAAUGAGUGUAACAAUUUGUCAUCACAGCUUAACAUGAGAAAUGAAGAAAUUGGAUAUUUAAGUGAAGAGGUGCAAAAUCUUCAAUUUGAAAAAGACCAGCUUAGCGAACGACUAUUGCAACUAGAUGCUGUCAUGGACCAUAACACAAGUCUAAUCAGAGUUGUUGAAAGUCUUAAACAAAGUGGUGGUUUAACCGGUUUACAAACUCCAACAACGACGAUAUCUUCUACUGAAUCUGAUACUUUACCACAUGAUGUUCCAGAGUUGAUUCAAGUCUACACCAGAGUUAAAGCUGAACAACAAUGUCAUGUCAUCAAGAUUCAGAGACUUGAAAAUCAAGUUAAAGAUUUGGAACAAACUAAAGAGAAAUUAUUGGAUUCCAUUAAAUAUAUUAGAGGGGUGAACAUUCGUCUGAAAAACGGUUCUGCUCAAAAAUUACAGGAUCUUAAAAAAGAAAAUUCGGAAUUAAAGAUGGAAUAUGAAAUAAUCAAAAGUGAAUUGAAGAAUAUUGAAAAAAAUUUAGAAGCAGCAAAUAAAGAGUUGUUUAGUUAUCGGCUUGAGAGAACAGAAUAUGAAUUCCAUAAAAAGUCAUUGGAAGAUAAUUACAAAAUUCUAGAAGCUCGAUUUAAUCUCAAAGAAGAAGAAUGUCGUAGUGUUAAGGAAGCAAAUAAUGAAAGAACAGUAAUGAGUGCUGAGCUUAAUAACGUGAAAUUUGAACUAGCUUCAGCCAAGGACAAAUUAUCUGAUUCACAACGAGAAUAUGUUAAAGAUUUGAAUGAAUUACAUGUUGCAAGAGAGAAAGCAGAAAAUUCAUACAAGGAGGCACAAACAUUGAAACAAGCUAAUCAAGAACUUGAAAACAAAUAUAACCAAACACAAGAGGAAUUAAAUAAAUCUCAAGCCGAAGUUGAAAAUCUUAAAGUGCAAUUAUCAGAAUUGGAUGAAAAACUUUCUAGUACUAAUAUUAAAUGGACUGAAGAAAACCAAAAAUUUGUAGAUUCUGCUAAACAAGCAAGUGGUAAAGUUGAUGAAUUACAAACUAGUAUUGAUGAAUUGAAGAAAAAAGUUGAGGAGCAAGCUGAUGAAUUGAAAAAAUCUCAAGAAAGAUUGACUGUUUAUGAACAAAGUGAGCAAGGAGAAUUCAUUACUAAAUUAAGGAAAGAAUUAGAUUCUGCUAAUGAAGUAAUAAGUGUAUCGAAUAAGACAGCAGAUGAUCUUAAAAUUUCCCUUAAAACACUUGAACUUGUUUCAACUAAUGCCAAAAAAGACUAUGAACAAACUAAAGCUACUCUAGAAAAAGAAAGAGUCGAAUUCCAGUCACGAUCAAAAGAUUUUGAUAGAAUGGAUGAAGAAAGUCAAAAAAUGAGAAGUGAACUUUCACAAGUUAAACGAGAAUUUACAGAAAUAACAAUGGAAAAGAAACAACUUGAAAAGGAAUUGAAUGAUAUCAAAAAUAAAUUCGAAGAUGAUAUAAUACAAUAUCAAUCAGAAAUUCGAAAAAAAGAAGAUAUUUUGACAGAAUUACAAAACAAAUACAAUCAUGAAUUGCAAAUUCAUAUUAAAGAUUCUCAAAUGUUGAAUGAAAAUCAAAAGGAAACUUUAGAAUUGCUAUUGUCCCAAGAAAAAGAAAAUCUCAAUAGGGAAUUGACGGAGUCAAGGACCCGCUGUAAAGAUCUUGAAGAAAGUAACAGUGUCAUUCAGAGCUAUCUUGAUAAGGAAACUGACAUGUCAGAAGAUAAAGUGAUGCCAAUACUGAGAAAGGAGAAUGAAAGAUUAAUGGGUCAAAGAGAAUUCUAUCAACAAGAAGUUGAAAAAUAUAAAGCACUUCUUGAAUUGAAACAGAAGACUUUUGAUGAAUUGGAACAAACAUUAAAUAAAAGCGAGGUUGAACGAUUGAAUAAGUCAAUAGAUGAUUCCAAUAAUGAUAAACUUAAAAUUGGAGGCGAGAAUGACAAAUUAAAAUUAGAAAUUGAAAAAUUUGGCAAAGAAUUAAAACGUUUAGAAGAUGAUAAUGUUUGGUGGAAAGAUCGAUUCCAGAGAGUUUUAGAGAAACAUGGAAAACAAUCUGAAGAUACAAAAAAACAAUUUGAAGAUUCAAAAAAACAAUCCGAGGAUUCAAAAAAACAAUCUGAAGAUUCAAAAAAACAAUCUGAAGAGUUGAAAAAACAAAUAGAUGAAUUCAAGAAACAAAUAGAUGACUUGAAUAAAGAAAUUGCUAGACUUAAGGAAGCUGAUAAAAAUUUUCAAACUCUCAAAACACAGCAUGAAAGUUUAAAAGGUUAUGCGCAAAAAUUGAAAACAGAAUUAUUAAGAUUAAAAACUCAAGAAACACUUUGGACCAAUAAAAAUAAAAAACUUGAGAAUGAAAUUGCUGAGUUGAAAAAGGCUCAAGCAACUACAUCGACUCCUAUACAGUCGGUAGCUGAACCUACUACUGAACCUACUAUACAACCUACCGUUGAACCUACCGUUGAGCCUACUAUUGAGCCUACUAUCCAACCUACUGUUGAACCUACCGUUGAACCUACCGCAAAAACUGAUUCUUGA
Entrophospora sp. SA101 is the source of this 3756-nucleotide messenger RNA. The record is from the annotation of a GenBank genome assembly. Lineage: Eukaryota; Fungi; Glomeromycota; Glomeromycetes; Entrophosporales; Entrophosporaceae.